This is a messenger RNA of Rana temporaria (common frog), 4343 nucleotides long. It is a transcript of the gene DENND5B, whose product is annotated as DENN domain containing 5B. The record is from RefSeq and is a predicted model, not a curated record. NCBI's taxonomy places the organism in Eukaryota, Metazoa, Chordata, Amphibia, Anura, Ranidae. The coding region runs from base 148 to 4119 and encodes 1323 amino acids. Gene Ontology annotation, molecular function: small GTPase binding; guanyl-nucleotide exchange factor activity. The transcript is spliced from 23 exons.
GUUAGUGCUCCGCAGCUCCCCCUAGUGGUCUCCGCUGGCGGCGCAUAGCUUAUUCAGGUGAUAGCAGGGACGCGGAUCGGUGGCCGGUGGUCAUGGAACGAAGAGGCGGCCGGUGCUGAGAACGGAUCGGGGACACACACCGGGACGAUGAGCACCUCUCCAGCAGCGGGCUCGGCCGCUCCGCCCUGCCGCUUGGCCCAUUACUUCGUGAUCUGCGGGACGGACGCGGAUAGCGGGCUGGAGCCCGAUGAGCUGGCCGUUUUAUACCAAUGGUUAGAAGCUGAUCGUCAUGGCAGGAGCCAAGAAAAUGGCGCAGGUGAAAACUUUGACCAGAGCCCGGUUAGAAGAACCUUCAAGUCAAAAGUCCUUGCUCACUACCCUCAAAAUGUGGAGUGGAACCCCUUCGACCAAGAUGCUGUCAACAUGCUUUGCAUGCCGAAGGGGCUGUCCUUCCGAACCCAAUCGGACUCCCGGGACCCCCAGUUCCAUUCAUUUAUCAUCACCAGAGAGGAUGGCUCUAGAACAUAUGGAUUUGUGCUAACAUUUUACGAAGAGGUGACCAGCAAGCAAAUAUGUACUGCCAUGCAGACUCUAUACCAGAUGCACAAUGCGGAGCACAGUGUUUAUGCCUCCUCCUCCUGCAGCAUGGACUCCUUAGCCAGCAGCGUGGAGGAUGGAGACGCCACAUCCCUGGCAAAGCUCCAGCGAUACAACACCUACGACAUCAACAGGGACACGCUUUACGUUUCCAAGUGCAUAUGUCUGAUCACCCCGCUCCCGUUCAUGCAACCCUGCAAGAAGUUCCUAACACAACUCUAUAAAGCUGUGACUUCGCCGCAGCCGCCACCCCUACCAUUGGAGAGUUAUAUACAUAACAUUCUGUAUGAGGUCCCGCUGCCGCCGCCAGGAAGGUCACUGAAAUUUUAUGGGGUGUAUGAGCCUAUUGUUUGUCAGAGGCCAGGACCUAACGAGCUGCCAUUGUCCGACUAUCCUCUCAGAGAGGCCUUUGAGUUACUGGGAUUGGAGAACUUGGUUCAGCUUUUCACCUGCGUACUACUUGAAAUGCAGAUCCUGCUGUAUUCACAAGAUUACCAGCGGCUGAUGACCGUAGCCGAGGGGAUCACAUCGUUGCUUUUCCCAUUUCAGUGGCAGCAUGUUUAUGUCCCCAUCCUGCCGGCCUCGCUCCUUCACUUCCUUGAUGCUCCUGUACCGUACUUGAUGGGUCUCCAGUCCAAGGAAGGGACUGACCGAACCAAACUUGAAUUACCACAGGAGGCUAACUUGUGUUUUGUGGACAUUGAUAACCACUUCAUAGAACUACCGGAGGAGUUCCCACAGUUCCCCAACAAAUUGGAAUUUAUUCAGGAAAUCUCAGAGGUUCUCUUGCACUAUGGCAUACCGCCAGAGGGAAAUUUGCACUGUAGCGAGAGUGCCACCAAGCUAAAGAGCCUGGUACUGGAUGACCUGGUGAACGAUAAGAAGAAUGGCAAUAUCUCCAGCCACAAUAUAAACAUGUACGAGCUGCUGAAGGGCAAUGAAACCAUGGCCCGUCUCGAGGCUCUCACCAAAAGGACGGGGAUAAAGAUGGACAAGAUCAGUAUCAGUGUCCCUCUGACAGACCCUGAGGAUGAGCACAAGCUCCAAUGUGCUGAGCAGGAGCUGAGGGAUUACAAACUCAAUGUGCAGAUCCGGGAAGUGUUCGCCAACCGAUUUACGCAGAUGUUCUCGGACUACGAGGCAUUCGUCAUUCAGGCUGCUCAUGACAUGGAAUCUUGGCUGACUAACCGAGAACAGAUGCAGAACUUUGACAAAGCUUCUUUCUUGUCAGACCAGCCAGAGCCCUACCUCCCAUUCCUCUCCAGGUUCAUUGAGACACAGAUGUUUGCCACGUUUAUCGACUAUAAGAUCAUGUCUUUAUGGGAAGAGAAGGAACCUCUGCUUCGAGUUUUUGAUUCUCGCAUCGAGAAGAUCCGCUUGUACAAUGUCAGAGCUCCAGCAAUUCGCACUUCUACCUACCAGUCAUGUACCACCUUAAAGGAAGCCAGUAUGUCCAUCGAGCAGCGUCUGAUGAAGAUUGAUCACACAGCCAUACACCCGCACUUGCUGGAUAUGAAGAUCGGGCAAGGGAAAUACGAGCAAGGCUUUUUUCCUAAGCUGCAGGCUGAUGUUCUCAUGAACGGACCAAUAAACAACAAUCGCUGGGUCAGCCGGAACGCUACGGCGCAAAGGAGAAAGGACCGCCAGCGGCAGCACUCUGAGCACCUCGGAUUAGACAACGACUUGCGGGAGCCAUGUGAGGAGGUCCUGAUCCGUCAGAACUCUAUGAUAUUCUGGGAGUGGGAUGAGGGCUUCCUCGCUCAAGCUCGGCCUCCCAAAAAGUCCUUCUCUGAGUGCUGCCUGAAAUAUAUGCAAGAGGCAAGAAGCCUGGGCAAGACAGUGAGACAACCCAAACUCUCUGAUCUCUCCCCUGCGGUCAUAGCCCAGACCAACUCCAAGUUUGUUGAAGGGUUGCUGAAAGAAUGUCGGAUGAAGACAAAACGGAUGCUUGUGGAGAAGAUGGGUCAUGAGGCAGUGGAGUUGGGUCAUGCUGAUGUCAACAUAACUGGCCUAGAAGAAAACACUCUGAUAGCCAGUCUGUGUGACCUGCUGGAGCGAAUUUGGAGCCAUGGCCUUCAGGUCAAACAGGGGAAGUCUGCUUUGUGGUCUCAUCUGGUACACUACCAGGAACGGCAGGAGAAGCAUGAGCGCAAUUCUGAAUCUCCAGUUACUCUGGCCUCAGAAAGAAGAAAAUCGGAUACGUAUGGCGGAUUACCAUCAUUACGGGUGUCACUGAUUCAGGACAUGAGACAUAUCCAGAACUUGCGUGUAAUCAAGACCGAUGUUGGACGAGCUCGAGGCUGGAUCCGGCUAUCCCUGGAGAAGAAGCUGCUGUCUCAGCACCUCAAACAGCUUCUGACCAAUCAGCCGCUUACUAAGAAGCUGUACAAGCGCUAUGCCUUCCUACGUUGCGAAGAGGAGAAGGAGCAGUUCCUGUAUCACUUGCUAUCGCUGAACGCCGUGGACUAUUUCUGCUUCACCGGUGUCUUCACCACCAUCAUAAUUCCGUACCGAGCUGUGAUUAUUCCCAUCAAGAAGCUGAGCAACGCCAUCAUCACAUCCAACCCUUGGAUCUGUGUGUCUGGUGAGCUGGGAGACACGGGCGUAAUGCAGAUACCCAAAAACCUGCUGGAGAUGACUUUUGAGUGUCAGAAUCUUGGCAAGCUCACAACAGUCCAGCUGGGACAUGACAACUCAGGACUUUUGGCCAAGUGGCUGGUGGACUGCGUCAUGGUCAGAAACGAGAUAACGGGACAUACAUACAAAUUCCCGUGUGGUCGUUGGUUAGGAAAGGGAGUAGAUGACGGAAGCUUAGAAAGAAUCCUCAUUGGUGAACUGAUAACCCCAGUAUCGGAUGAUGAUCUCAGCAAGCAGAGCCGUACUCCUCCUCAGCAGAAAUCCCCCACAACGGCUCGUAGGCUAAGCAUCACCUCCCUCACCGGAAAGAACAGCAAGCCAAAUGCUGGUCAAAUCCAAGAGGGAAUUGGAGAAGCUGUGAACAAUAUCGUGAAACACUUUCAUAAGCCGGAAAAAGAGAGAGGCAGUUUAACCAUCCUGCUGUGCGGAGAAAAUGGCCUAGUUUCAGCCUUGGAGCAAGUCUUCCAUCAUGGAUUUAAAACAGCCCGCAUGUUCCACAAGAGCAUCUUCAUCUGGGACUUUAUAGAGAAGGCCGUGGCUUACUUUGAAACUACUGAUCAAUUCGGGGAUGGUGAGGAAGACCAGCUUCUUCAAAUAUCGUCCUGCAGAACCUUCUGUCACUACGUUACCUCCAUUGUGGCUGCCCCCAGAAAUAUCGGCAAGGAUGGAAAGUUUCAGCUACUGGUGUGCCUGGGAGCAAGGGAUCAUUUGCUUUCCCAGUGGAUUCCCCUUUUGGCCGAAUGCCCAACGAUCGUUCGGAUGUACGAGGAGACGGCGCUGCUACGGGAUAACAUGAUGGUGAAUUCUCUGGUCCGAGUGCUGCAAACUCUUCAAGACUUCAACAUCGUCCUGGAGAGUUCCCUCACCAAAGCGGUCGAUGUGUAGAUCUGCUUCUGGGACGCUGUACAAUAUCGUUCUUUCCCUCUGGGGUUUAUUUUUUUGUUGCAUUUCCUAGAACUCUGGCCUGCGCCAAAGUGUUUCCCGAGGUGGAACACUGGACUUGGUAGCGAAUCACUGGAAGCCAAAAUGCGUUAGCAUGAGUCGGGCUCUGAAUCAUGGCAUACAUUGUCACUUACAGUAAAUUUGAAUCAGAUAUUUAGUACAAUAGA